CAUACAAUGGAUGUACUGCGUACUCUUAGGUACCCUAUACACGCAGCUUCAUGGUCCCGCCUAUGGUGAAGCUUCCGACUCCGUAAUUUUUUUCUCUCCCCCAAUUACUCACGAGUCAUAUCCUCGGCCCAUAUUCAAACUUCACCUCCCAAUCUUUCACGGUUCACGGUCCACGGUUCACCCAUACUUCAACACAUUUCGGUAUCUCUUAUUCAUACUACGUAGUCUACAUAGUCGUCAGCACUCACCAUGUCAGGCUUCGACACAUACAAGACCCCCUUGGACUCGCGCUACAGCAGCCCUGAAAUGAAGGCGCUGUUUGGUGCGAGGUCCCGCCAUUCCGUCUGGCGUAAGCUCUGGUACUGGCUGGCCCAGUCCGAGAAGGAGGUCGGUCUCGAGGGGAUCAGUGACGAGGCUCUCGCUCAGAUGGCCGAGCACCUCACCGUGACGGAUGAGGAUUUCGCCGUCGCUGCCAUUGAGGAGAAGCGCCGUCGUCAUGAUGUGAUGGCCCAUGUCCAUGCCUUCGGAGAGGUUGCCCCUGCUGCCGCCCCCAUUAUUCACCUCGGAGCCACCUCAUGCUUUGUAACCGACAAUGCCGAGUUGAUUCUCAUGAGGGAUGCCAUGGAUCUUCUUUUGCCCAAGCUGGCCAAGGUUAUUCGCAACUUUUCUCAGUUUGCUCUUCACACGAAGGAUAUUCCCACCCUUGGGUGGACACACUACCAGCCAGCCCAAAUCAUCACAACAGGACGUAGGGCUGCUCAAUGGGUGCAAGAUUUGAUGAUGGAUCUGAAGAAUAUUGAGAUUCAACGCCAAGGUCUUCUCUUCCGCGGCGCCAUGGGCACCACCGGCACCCAAGCUUCCUUUUUGGAGAUAUUCCAGGGCGACGGAGCCAAGAUCGACAAACUCAACGAGCUCCUCUGCCAAAAGGCCGGCUUCCCCAAGACAUAUGACAUCUCGGUCCAAACCUAUUCUCGCAAGGUCGACCUCGACAUCGCCAACGCCAUCUGCGGCCUGGGCACCACCGCCAUGCACAUCACGAGCGAUAUCCGCCACCUUGCCAACAUGAAGGAGCUGGAGGAGCCCUUCGAGAAGGACCAGAUCGGCUCGAGCGCCAUGGCCUACAAGCGCAAUCCCAUGCGCAGCGAGCGCAUCUGCUCCCUGGGCCGCAAGCUGCGCUCCCUGCCCGUCAACUUCGCCGACACGUACGCCGACCAAUGGUUCGAGCGGUCCCUCGACGACAGCGCCAUCCGCCGCAUCGACAUCCCCGAGAUGAUGCUGCUCGCCGACGCCAUCCUGAUCGGGCUCGACAACGUCAGCUCCGGCCUGGUCACCUACCCGAAGCGCAUCCACGCCCACGUCAUGGAGGAGCUCCCCUUCAUGGCCACCGAGAACAUCAUCAUGAAGAUGGUCGCCAAGGGCGGGUCGCGCCAGGAGGCCCACGAGCAGAUCCGCGUGCUCUCCCACCAGGCCAGCGACGUGGUCAAGAACCAGGGCGGCAAGAACGACCUCAUCGAGCGCAUCAAGGCCACCGAGUACUUCAAGCCUGUCUGGGACGAGAUCGACGGCCUCCUCGACCCCAAGCUGUUCGUCGGCCGCUCUGUCGAGAUGGUCGAGAGGUACUGCGGCGCGGGCGGCCCCGUGGAGGAGAAGCUGAAGCCUUAUGCAGAGUACAUUACCAAGGCUGGUACUGCCCAGCUCAAUGUCUGAGAAACGGUCCUUUUGUCACGUUACCGGGAUUUUUGAUUUCCCUUGUUAUGAAGUGGGAAGGGGGGGGGGGG
Molecule: messenger RNA, 1778 nt
Organism: Sodiomyces alkalinus F11
Lineage: Eukaryota; Fungi; Ascomycota; Sordariomycetes; Glomerellales; Plectosphaerellaceae
Product: adenylosuccinate lyase
Exons: 10
Coding region: 250-1707 (485 amino acids)
Biological process (GO): 'de novo' AMP biosynthetic process
Cellular component (GO): cytosol
Molecular function (GO): N6-(1,2-dicarboxyethyl)AMP AMP-lyase (fumarate-forming) activity; (S)-2-(5-amino-1-(5-phospho-D-ribosyl)imidazole-4-carboxamido) succinate lyase (fumarate-forming) activity
Source: RefSeq, a predicted model, not a curated record